Molecule: messenger RNA, 2184 nt
Organism: Sphenostylis stenocarpa
Lineage: Eukaryota; Viridiplantae; Streptophyta; Magnoliopsida; Fabales; Fabaceae
Source: the annotation of a GenBank genome assembly
AUGCUUUUUGGUGUGGUUCUGGCUAUGGAUUCCUUUGAGCCAGAUGGAAAUGGGAAGGAGGAGUCACUUCCGCCACCACCUCCUGUUGUUCCCUCUGAUGUUGUACCUCUCAAAGCUGAAGAGGUGCUCUCUACCCUUUCAGAACCUGUUAAGAAAAAGGUGGCUUUUACUUAUGAAGAUGGACGCCCUGUAGAAGGUAAGGGUGUAGGGAGAAAGAUAAUGGACAGGGUGCAAGAGACAUAUCAUUCUGACUUAAAUGGUAAGGACUUUGCAUAUGAUGGGGAGAAAAGUUUGUUUACUAUUGGUUCUCUUCCUCGGAACAAGCUUGAGUUUGAUGUUGUUCUGGAGGAUGUCACUUCUAACAGGAACAAUGGAAAUUGCAGCCCUGAUGGGGACAAUGAGAGUGAUAGAAAGAGGAUGCGACGUCCAUACCAUGCCAAGUCUUUCAAAGUAGAGAUAAGCUAUGCUGCGAAAAUUCCAAUGCAGGCCAUCACCAAUGCCUUACGUGGGCAAGAGACAGAGAAUUUUCAAGAAGCUAUUAGAGUUCUUGAUAUCAUUUUGAGGCAGCAUGCUGCCAAGCAAGGCUGCUUACUUGUACGUCAAUCUUUCUUCCACAAUGAUUCAAACAAUUUUGCUGAUGUAGGAGGUGGCGUACUUGGCUGUAGAGGAUUCCAUUCAAGUUUUAGAACUACACAGAGUGGCCUGUCACUUAACAUAGAUGUUUCAACUACCAUGAUAAUUACUCCUGGCCCUGUGGUGGAUUUCUUAAUUUCCAAUCAAAAUGCUAGAGAUCCUUUUCAACUUGACUGGGCUAAGGGUAAAGGUGGAGGGGAUGGUGGAGAUGGUACCGAGGAAAUCACUGUUUAUGAUUAUUUUGUUAAGAUAAGAAAGAUAGAUUUGCGAUACUCUGCUGACCUUCCAUGCAUUAAUGUUGGCAAGCCUAAACGACCUACUUAUUAUCCCAUUGAGCUUUGUGAAUUGGUAUCAUUGCAACGAUAUACAAAAGCUCUGUCCACCCUUCAAAGGGCUUCACUAGUGGAGAAAUCCAGGCAGAAACCACAAGACAGGAUGAAAAUUUUGUCCGAUGCACUUAGAAGCAGCAACUAUGGGUCUGAACCCUUGCUCCGAAAUUGUGGAGUUUCUAUAAGCACUGGUUUCACUGAAGUGGAAGGUCGGGUUUUGCCUGCACCAAGGUUGAAGUUUGGCAAUGGUGAGGACAUUAAUCCAAGGAAUGGAAGAUGGAAUGUUAGCAACAAGAGAUUUGUGGAACCGUCAAAGAUAGAAAGAUGGGCUGUUGCCAACUUUUCUGCACGCUGUGAUGUACGAGGACUUGUGCGGGACCUGAUUAGAAUUGGAGAUAUGAAAGGAAUUUUGAUAGAGCAACCAUUUGAUGUGUUUGAUGAGAAUCCUCAGUUUAGGCGUGCCCCUCCCAUGGUUAGAGUGGAGAAGAUGUUCGAAAGCAUCCAGUCUAAACUUCCGGGAGCUCCUCAGUUCCUUCUCUGUUUGCUUCCUGAUCGGAAAAAUUGUGAUAUUUAUGGUCCAUGGAAAAAGAAGAAUCUGGCUGAUUUUGGAAUUAUUAAUCAAUGUAUGUGUCCUACAAGGGUCAAUGAUCAGCUUCUUACCAAUGUUAUGUUGAAGAUCAAUGCCAAGCUUGGUGGAUUGAAUUCCUUGUUAGGUGUUGAGCAUUCUCCAUCUCUUCCUAUUGUUUCCAAAGCUCCCACCCUCAUUCUGGGCAUGGAUGUGUCACAUGGCUCUCCUGGGCAAACUGAUAUUCCUUCUAUUGCUGCGGUGGUCAGCUCUAGACACUGGCCUCUGUUAUCUAAGUAUAGGGCUUGUGUUCGUACCCAAUCUGCUAAGGUUGAAAUGAUAGAUAAUUUGUUCAACCAAGUAUCUGAAAAGGAAGAUGAAGGCAUAAUGAGGGAACUUUUGCUUGAUUUCUAUUCGACUUCUGGGAGGAGAAAACCAGAAAAUAUUAUCAUAUUCAGGGAUGGUGUUAGUGAGUCACAGUUCAAUCAAGUUUUGAAUAUUGAACUUGAUCGUAUCAUUGAGGCUUGCAAAUUUCUUGAUGAAAAUUGGGAGCCAAAGUUUGUGGUAAUUGUUGCUCAGAAGAACCACCACACCAGAUUUUUCCAGCCGAACUCUCCUGACAAUGUCCCUCCUGGCAAGAACUGUUGUCGACAAUAA